AUGAGUUCCCCUGCGGGUGUUACUGUCAUCUGGGACUACCAAUAUUAUUGGAUCCCCCAUGGCUACGAUCUUUGGAGUCUCAAAACGAGCAUUGAAACUGCCCUCAAACGAUGCAAUCCUGAUUUCUUUAUUGAAGGGAAACUGAUUGCGGUUGGAACCGCCACCGGAGACAAACAUGAAGCCAUUACCAUGCUCCCUGAUGAGAUCGAACUCUCACCCAUGCCAGAUUAUCAUACUCGAGGACCAGACCGUGACUUGGCUGAUCAAGCUGCCACUUUUUUGGUCAUGGAGAUCACCAUGAAAGCGCUUGCCAACAGGGCCAACAUAUUGGUCAUUUCUGGAAACUAUGAUGUGAUGGGUGCGAUUAAAGAAUGGAGAAGGGAUAUCUUUAUGAUGUUAGCCCUACCUGAAAGCUCCUCACCAAGCGUCUACCCCAUUGCCAACGUGACUUGGCUUUGGUCUUCCGAUGAUCCUGAGAGAGCUGCUGCUUCUAUGGUUAAUGGAGGUGGUCCGAUGAUCCCUCCUGUACAGUGUACACCCCCGUAUUACAGGAUGAGCUAG
Messenger RNA from Brassica rapa (field mustard), 561 nucleotides. RefSeq lists its product as uncharacterized. The record is from RefSeq and is a predicted model, not a curated record. Lineage: Eukaryota; Viridiplantae; Streptophyta; Magnoliopsida; Brassicales; Brassicaceae.